AUGGCGAACCCAGAGAGCCGCGCUCAGCCUCCGGACGGCGGUUGGGGCUGGAUGGUGGUUCUGGCGGGGUUCAUUGUUUACGGCAGCACAUUCGGAACUUUCCGCUCCCUCGGAGUCUUCUUCCUGACGUUCAGCCAACAGUUUCAGGCCAGCGCCGCGGAGACGGCGUGGAUAAGCUCCAUCCUGAUGAGCGUCACGCUUUUACUAUCUCCGGUUGGCAUUGUCUUGGCGAACACCAUCGGUUUCCGCCCGACCAUCAUGUUGGGAGGGGUGCUCUCAGCAGCCGGCUACAUUUAUCUGAUGGACGAGUUCGGUUGGAAAGGUGCUCUGCUUAUUAUAGGCGGCAUUAUGCUGAAUAUGGUUGUAGCUGGGGCCUUGGUCAGACCUCUCGAGGCUUACAGCGACAGGAAGGUCCUAAAUGGCCCGAGGAAGCCCACAAACAGCAGACUGAUUGACUCAGACACAGUCUUAGAACCUGGCACGGCAAAGAAGUGUUCGUCAGCUGCAACGGACUUUCUAAAAACGUUUUGGGCACGGAUGGACUUCAAGAUGAUCUUGAUACCUUCCGUGGCCCUGUUCAUGGCGUCCUUGUUCAUGAUGCAGUUUUGUCUUUUCGUGCCGUCGCUCUACAUUAUCCCUCGCGCCAAGCAGCUUCAGAUCGAGGACUACGCAGCGGCGUCCCUCCUCUCAGUCAGUUCAGUGGCAGACAUGGUCAGUCGGUUAGCAGUGGGGGCCAUCCCGGACAACUCACGGUUCAGCCGGUUUGACCAGUACGGACUGAGUCUGUGCCUGUUGGGCAUCUCCACCCUUCUGUUGCCACUCGCCAAGACGUACCCGGCGCUCGUGGCGUACGCUAUCGCACACGGGGCGUUCUACGGCGCGUUUGCUCCGACGCUACUGACUUGUGUGGCCGAACUGGUCAGCCCGAAGCGUCUUCCCAGUGCGAUUGGAAUCAUGAUGUCAAUACAGGGGUGCGCAUCGCUGGCUGGGCCGCCAUUUGCAGGCUGGCUGUUUGACGAGACCCAAAGUUACGACGCCACGUUCCUCCAAGCCGGCGCCGGUUUGCUGCUGGCCGGGCUCUUGCCGUUCCUCCUGCGGCUCAGGAAGAAACGGCCGGCGGACACGACGGAGGAGCCGGCGGACUCGCCACAAACAGUGAAGGGGGAGAAUGAGACUUUAUUGGUACCAGAACGUGAAACCGCUGUGUAA
This is a messenger RNA of Branchiostoma belcheri (Belcher's lancelet), 1209 nucleotides long. RefSeq names its product monocarboxylate transporter 2-like. Gene Ontology annotation, biological process: transmembrane transport; monocarboxylic acid transport. The transcript is spliced from 4 exons. NCBI's taxonomy places the organism in Eukaryota, Metazoa, Chordata, Leptocardii, Amphioxiformes, Branchiostomatidae. The record is from RefSeq and is a predicted model, not a curated record. Gene Ontology annotation, molecular function: monocarboxylic acid transmembrane transporter activity. Bases 1 to 1209 code for a protein of 402 amino acids.